This is a messenger RNA of Scophthalmus maximus (turbot), 1448 nucleotides long. It is a transcript of the gene hpxb, whose product is annotated as hemopexin b. Gene Ontology annotation, biological process: heme transport; intracellular iron ion homeostasis. The transcript has 10 exons. The record is from RefSeq and is a predicted model, not a curated record. Lineage: Eukaryota; Metazoa; Chordata; Actinopteri; Pleuronectiformes; Scophthalmidae. The coding region runs from base 82 to 1392 and encodes 436 amino acids. Gene Ontology annotation, molecular function: heme transmembrane transporter activity.
ACACACACACACACACAGAUAUCAGUAUAAAAGGCCAGGUUCAGCUCCAGUGUCGCAGAGUCCACAUCAGAGGACUUCAUCAUGGACCUGCUCACCAAAACUCUGUUUCUGUGCUUGGUACUCGCCCUCGCUCAUGGAGCGCCUGCGCAUCCACAAGAUUCAGCUGCAGAAGAUGGAGAAUCCCAAGCGGCUGUGCCAGACCGGUGUGACGGGAUUGAGUUUGACGCCAUCACUCCUGACGAGAAAGGAAUGACUUUCUUCUUCAAAGGCAGCCACCUGUGGAAGGGUUUCCAGGGUCCAGCUCAGCCCUCCAACGAGACCUUCAAGGAGCUGGACGACAUCCAUCACAUCGGCCAUGUUGACGCUGCCUUCCGCAUGCACAGCACAGAGAGCCCAGACACCCACGAUCACAUCUACUUCUUCCUGGAUGACAAAGUGUUCCGCUAUUACAACCACACCCUGGAGGACGGGUAUCCCAAAGCGAUCCAGGAGGAGUUCCCCGGAGUCCCCUCUCACCUGGAUGCGGCUAUUGAGUGUCCCAGUGGAGAGUGCGGGGCAGACUCGGUUAUCUUCUUCAAGGGGGACGACGUGCACGUUUAUGAUCUGAGCACAAAGGUCAUGAAGACCAAGACGUGGCCCGACCUGCCCGCCUGCACCUCUGCUCUGCACUGGCUCGAGCACUACUACUGUUUCCAUGGGAACAACUUCACCAGGUUCAACCCGACAUCCGGGGAAGUGAGUGCCGGCUACCCCAAAGACGCCCGCAACUACUUCAUGAAGUGUCCCAACUUUGGUCAUGGAGGAAACUACAAAGUCCCUAAAUGCAGUGAGGUCAAGUUAGACGCCAUCACCACUGAUGAUGCAGGCAAAACAUAUUUCUUUUCAGGUCCAGUCUACAUGCGUCUGGACACCGUCCGCGACGGGCUGCACGCCUUCCCGAUCAGCCGGUCGUGGAAAGAGGUGACCAACGGCGUGGACGCCGUCUUCUCCUACAUGGACAAAUUCUACAUGAUCAAGGAUGAGCAGGUUUACAUCUAUAAAACCGGUGCUCGCUACACCCUGGUGGAAGGAUACCCGAAGACCCUGAAGGAGGAGCUCGGCAUCGACGGACGCGUGGACGCCGCUUUUCUCUGUCCCAAUGAACACACGGUUCAUAUAAUCCAAGGCCGACAGAUGAUAGACGUCGACCUCACCGCCACACCAAGGGUCGUGAUCAGAGACCUGCCCUUGCCCUUUUCCGACCUUGAUGCUAGUCUGUGCGGUUCAGAGGGAAUCAAGGUAUUCAAGGGCUCACAGUUUUACUUCUACGAGAGUGCCAUGACACUGGCUGCUUCCAAAAUGGCUCCUUUUUCUCAGAACAUCACUCCAGCAAUGAUGGGCUGUCAGGAGUAGGAGGCGGGGAUUUGUGUCUGAGUCGUUUGGUGAAUAAAAAAUUUGAAAACAAAAAA